AUGGCAAAUCAUACGGAGAACACUGCGAAUCAGAAAAAAAGGAAGGUCUCCUUCAUGGGAAAAAUCAAGAGAGCCCUAAAAAUAUUUCAGAACAGCCCUGGGAAGGACCAGUCUUCUUGUGUAGGCCUGGCGCCCGUGCAUGAGAAAAGCAAGCCAUUGGCAGUGGACUCCACUGAGCACAUUUCAAGCGAGAUGGACUGUGCAAGCGAGGCGCCAAACACGGAAAGCGCAGAGUCCAUCCAGGAGGAGUUUUUGUUGGAGCAUGAAAAUCCUGCGGAGUAUACAGGGCGCGAAACUGGGCUGUUUUUCAACCCGAACACUGAAGUUAUUCGAGACAUCAAAGAGUUUAUUCAGAGCAUUGUUUCCAUUGUAAAAGGCACAAACAUGAUGAACGACGCAUCGUACCUUCCAAUUAUACUGCUGCACCAUUUCGAGCAGGAAGGCUACACCAUUCCCUUGGAGCUGGAGCAGGCAAGCCAGGGAUUCCACAGAAUGGACCGGGGGUGGUCGGUGCCACGGAAGGAUGUUUCAAAAGAGGAAAUAGACGAGGCCAUUGCAUCCUCGUUGGCGCCCAUGCCUUUUAUGACCGACCGGUUUGCGUUUUCCAGCUCAAUGCACUUGGCGUACACCACACUGUGCAACUCUGUGAUGGCAAGCGUCUUUAUGGAGAACAAAACCAGCACGCGCACCAAGGAAGCCAUUACGUUCUACUGCUGUGUUUUGAAGUUUAUUCGGGCAGUGGUGUCCGUGAAGCUUGCCGAGCUAAAUGAGGACUUUUUUGAAUAUAUUGGGGACUCUGAAGACGAGAAAAUUGAAAUCCAGUCCGAAGGUGAAAUUGAGCCGGAGGCUGAAGUUGAGCCUGAGAUCGAGGAGGAGUGUCCCGCAGAAAGCACAGCCAGCAAUGGCGAGGCACACUCCCAGGACACAGAAAGCGUCUCGCUUGAGUCAACUUCUGUGCAGGUUGUGGAUGAGCUGCUGGAAAAUCCACUGUUCAAGCGGCAGAGAGAGAAGUACAGUAGGCUGUCCUCUUCUCUGCAGAAAUAA
Nematocida major is the source of this 1044-nucleotide messenger RNA. RefSeq lists its product as uncharacterized. Lineage: Eukaryota; Fungi; Microsporidia. The record is from RefSeq and is a predicted model, not a curated record. The transcript has a single exon. Bases 1 to 1044 code for a protein of 347 amino acids.